Messenger RNA from Pyricularia oryzae 70-15, 5918 nucleotides. RefSeq lists its product as uncharacterized. Bases 973 to 5238 code for a protein of 1421 amino acids. NCBI's taxonomy places the organism in Eukaryota, Fungi, Ascomycota, Sordariomycetes, Magnaporthales, Pyriculariaceae. The record is from RefSeq and is a predicted model, not a curated record. The transcript is spliced from 4 exons.
CAGUACCUGCGUGCAAGCAAUGCUACGUACCGCCUACCCAGGCAAGCCAGGCACUACUAACUCACCAUCUACUCAGCCGUCUGAUCUGAUCUCAGUCAAGGAAAAAAAGAGAACCCCUAAAAAUCGUAUUUCAUCUCUCACUACAAACUGUAUUUUGUUCAUUCACUUCUUUUGCCAGCCAAUGUCCACAAUUGUCCGCCAAGAAGGCUCAUAGGGAUUUCAUUAUACUCUUUUAUUUUGUUUCUUUUUUUUCUUCUUCUUGCGAGAUACGGCGGGAACGUGCCCGUGCCAUCCGGUUUUCUUGAUUCUGCAGGCGACAUCUUUUUGCCGCCCGUUUCCGUCCCCACGAGUUUGUCCGGCCGUUGAAAGUAAGCAAGCAAAGCUGUGACUUUCCCAAUUGCUACUGCCGAUAAUCGCAACACUCGGCCGAGUCCUACCUCUUUCAACUCGACAACCACCCAAAGUUCCCCCCGGCUCUACUCUUCUCUCAAUAUUCGAAUACCCCCGGGCCGCAUCUCCAAACCUAUCUGGGGCUGGCGCAGAGGAAGCAACUACCAUACCAUCAUCAUCCUUGGCCUGUUCCAGUGCCGAGAAGGGUCCCUACCGUCCUGCGACCAACUUUGGAAUUUUCUGCAACGACGUACCUCUGGACUUGCUGUUUUUACCCCCAGGUGAAGCUAUGGGCAGAAGUAGGCCUCUAGGAGACACAGAGUUUUGAGGGACAAGCACCCGAGACGACCGGAAAACAUUAGGCCCAGCACCGAAAACGACUGGGAUGCUUGCCCGUCUGGCUGGUUCCAGUCAACGCAUUGGCUUGCACCGAAACCGCUUUGCUUCUUUGGCGCGAUCGCCAGUUUUUCCUUGGGAUACGACCAAGGUGCCGAACGAAACGAAAGCUUCCCGAUAACAACUUGCGCGCGCGCAUCUUCCUCGUCCACAGCUACCUGCAACCGGUAGCUACGGCGAGGGGAGAUGUCUUUGAAUGGCCUUGACACCCCCGAAAUCAAGGAAGCUCAUGAUACCGCCGUAGCGGAGCCAGGGGGAUGGUUCGUGCUCAAGUAUGCCGGCCGCGAUGUGCUUGAGCUCCUUGGUCGCGGCAAUGGUGGGAUAGUAGAGAUUCGCAAUGCAAUUGCCCAGUACGAGGACCCAUCCCCGUUGUAUGGCUUUUUACGGUAUAGGAGGAGGAAUGUGAUCAUCAAAUAUCUACCGGAGGACUGCUCGCGGCUGGUUCAAGCCCGAGUAACCGUCCACCUCGACUCGAUAUGCGAGCGCUUCUCGCCAUAUGAUACAAUUUUUGAAAUUGCUGAAGCCAAAGAGCUAAAGGACACCAAGCUCUCUGCGGCAUGCUCUUUACACACUGCAUCCGGCUCUACAUCUUCAUCCACCAGCUCCCUUCGCCGCCGCCGGCUUAUGGAAAUUGCCGAGGAGGAGGAGGAGCAACGGGCAAGCAAGCGUCAAUCUGUGGUCAAUGAAGAGGGCGAAAAUAGGCCAAAGUCCAUUGAGAUACCACCUGUUGCUCUGGACUCUGGACUUGCCUCCUCACCGGAGGAAUCGCAGUUCUCUGGUAAGAUUGAGCCGCCGCCCUUCGUCGGAUCACAGUCAGAUCGCCCUCCCUCUCCCACAAAGUCAUUAGAGACAUAUGGCCAGCUAGAUUCCUACGGAUCUGGCUCUCCGUACUCGUACAAGCCCAAAGUGAAGCUGGGGCCGCGCCCAUCCCUUGACAUGAACGCUCGGCAGCGCAACGGGACCCUGAGCGGGUUUCGGCCCAUUUCUGCCCUUCCGGCUGGUUUCAAGAUGCAGAAGAAGGAAAAACCUGCCAUGGUGCGACAAUCCAUGGACGAGAAUUUACAUCCCAUUGUGCAAGAGCUCUUUGGGUCCGGUGCUCGGGAUCCGCAAAACACGGUACCAACUAGGCCUCACACGAGCGGUGGUAUACAGCCACCUCCAAUACCAGAAUCCAAGAUAUUCGUGAAGCCGCCGUUGACUCCUGGCGCUGUUUCGCUUGCUUCUGCAAAGUCGUCGAUGUACCCCAAUACCAGCAGCCCUGAGAAGUCACGGCUGAAGAAGGCGAUGCAGCUGCGGGAAAAGAAGAAGCAAAAAGCUCUGUUGGUGGCUGCAGAUGCCAAGGUAGCUGAGACUGUGGAGGACCCUGACGUCAAGGUGUCAUCGCUAGAUUCGGAUGCUAUCGGCCAAACGUCAUUGGCGGAGAAUCCAGAGCCUGUCGUGGCGGACUCUAUUGCCGAGGAAGCUGUGGAGGAGCAACCUGUUCAAGAGCAACCACCGGUUGACAGCCCACAGCCCGCCGACAAAGAACCGGAAACCGAACAGCCUUCUGUCACUGAGCAGACUCGAGAUACCACUCCUGAGACGGAUGCCGAACCCAUAGAAUCUGUCGACCAAAGUCCCGAUCAGCAGCAGGAAAACGAGGUCGCAAUUAUAGUGGACGAUGGAGAGCAAGGCUCGGCCGUAGAGAAUCAUGUCCCUGUAACAACAGCGGCGGCUGAGUUGGACGACGACAACCUAUCCUCCCUGGCUCGGGAAGGGACAGUAUCGGACGCGCAUACCGACUCGUCGCAUCCAGCCUCGCCGCUAGUGGGGUCUUCAGACCUUGGAAACUCGACGAAAGCAUCGUCUGUAUCCGAGGCUACAGACGAGACUGUACUGGACCAGUCUCAGACUAAGACUGCUGAGACUGCUGGUAACAACCAGACUGGUAGCGAUCAGGCCGAACCAGACGUGCUGGUUGGCGCAGUUGAUGUUUCUUGUAAUCCCAGUGCUGAGAUUUCUGAAGAAUCCAAGCGAGAAGAUGAAGUUGCGGCCGCUGAGAGCCAGGAUCAGGUUGCCAACCGGCAAGAGCUGGAGGAACCGGCUCCUGUGCAGUUGCCGAUAUCGAAAUUCGCAUCUGCUGUCGUAAAUCCGAAUCGCAGUCCAACUGUGGCAGGAGUUGUUACUGAGGCAACAAUAGGGAGCGAUAGGAAUUCCGCUGUGGAACACAUUCCUUCACAAACUGAAUCAACAAGUCCACGACUUGGCAUUCCACAGUCUAAAUUCUCAACAGCAAAGCAACAGCCUGCAAGCCCGUCUGGCAGGUCCCCCGACACUCCAACCAUUGCCAUUGACGACCUAGGGGAGAAGGAAAAUGAAAAGGAGAACCAAGAUCCCGAGAAGCUCGCUUCUGGCUUAGCCGUCGAGAAGCCGACACAGAAGCGAAAGGUAUCCAUUGACCCAAUCCGAAUCGACACAGCCAAUCUCUCCGAUGACGAAGAUCUCAUGGAUGAACUGCAGACGGCGACUUUGCAGGAAGCCCGCCCCAUGAACAUCUCCAAGUCUCCAAUCACGCCAGUCUUUCCCACACAACCUUUGGCUGCUCCCGCAGCCGCAAACACGGGCGAGUCCAGUCCUCGACCGAUCACCAGCCAGGGCAUACCUAGCAGCUUAGUCACCGAUUCUCCAGCUGGGUCUGCUGGGCCCGCAAUAAGACCGAUGACCGCCGCCAUGGACUCACCCUCUGGCUCUGGGACGAACACUCCUCAAGGUUACCAUGGCUUGCGCUCUGCAUCGAACCCAACUGCUCGUGCUCCCCUUUCUCUGCUAUCAGCCACUGGGGAUGGCGACAGGCCAUUUGGCAUGAGGGCAACAUCCUCCGGGUCUGCCUUCUUGAACAGACUUGGAUCAUCUUCAGGAACAGCACCACCCUCGCCCUCACCAUCAGUCGCGUCCACUUCCGCUGCAAAUCUACUGGGAAAGAAGGCGGGGGUUGGCAGCAGCAUCUCCCAACGCAUCAAGGCUUUGGAGAAGAUAUCGGCCGCUGGACUCCCAUCGCCGAACGCAACAGAACGGCCACAGUCGGCGUUCUUUGCAGUCCGUCAGCAACAGUCGAUUGGACGUGGCGGUGAAGUCUCAAGGGCCCCAUCGGUUGUGGAGCGGGCAACCUCACUGGGCCAGGACCAGACACCAUCUCCUCCCCGGUCUCGUGGAAGAGACAUCACCACGGCGGCAGGAAGCAUUCGGGACAGGUCUGGAUCUAUCUCCAGUAGAUUGUCGGUUUUUGAGGGCGGCAACCUCCCCAGAGGCAGGCCAGAUUCUGUUCAAGUGACGGCCCGUAUUGUGAGGGAUCCUCGCCCCCAGUUUCCCAGAGUGACCGAGCCACGCGCCGAUACGAGCGAAGGAUCGAUGGUGGAUCUGAAGCCUUCGGUCCUGGUGGUCGACCACGAGAAAGGUUCCGACGAGCCCCAGGAUUUCGUAGUUGCACCAGUGGAAACGCCUAGGAAGGAGACUAUCCUGCAGCGUCGGCAGUCGAAAAAAGAGAAGCGCAGAUCCCAAUCCGAGGAUGUAGGAAUUAUUGGGGGUGAUGGAGCUGGAGACGAGAUUGGUGAAGAUGGUACCCCUCGCAGGCGCUCGUCUCUUAGCAUCGUCAAGGAUUUCAUCAAGGACCGCCGCCGCAGUGUGCUCAGCGGUGGCAAAUCUCCAUCGACGGACAACCUUCACAGCGCUGUGCUGGGCCCAAGUCCUCUGACUAGUCCCAAUGCGUCCCGUUCACCAUCCAGGCCACCCUCGGUGCACCAAAGUACCAGUAUCUCGGGACGUCUGAGCAUCUCUAGCCGGCGGUCUUCGACUAGUAAAGAUAGGGAUCUGCCCCCCGUUGCUGUCAUGUCACCCACCAAUGGCCCCGAGGCCAGCCUGUCUGGAGACGAGAGUGUCAAGGCGACCGAGAAAAAGAGCCGGGCUAGUCGGUUCAUCAGACGCCUGUCCAACUCCCUGAGCUCCAGCCGCAAGACAGUCACACCCGUCAUGUCCCCGACCGUCACCGAGGAGGAAUACGACGGCGACGACCAUGGCUCCUUCUUUGCGCCCGGGAGACAGCCCCAACACCAGCAGCCAACUCAGUUGGCUUACAUGGGCGACGUAAACGUCCAGUUCCCCGACAAUCUUCUUUGGAAGCGCCGCACCAUGUGCCUGGACUCGCAGGGCUUCCUGAUCCUUAGUGCUGUGCAGGGAAUUGCCGCUGCAACUGCCGCCAACACAACGGCGCUGAAUGGCAUUAAGCGCUACCACCUGAGUGACUUCCGCGUGCCAUAUGCGCCUGAGAUGGAGCAGCAGGAGCUCCCUAACAGCGUUUGUCUCGAUUUUAUCGAGGGCUCAAGCCUGCAGAUUGCAUGCGAGGACCGCGCUGGUCAACUAACCACUCUCCAUGCCCUGCAAGACGCCCAUCGCAAUCAUACGACAUUCGGACAAUGAAGCAAAAAGUGAUACAAAAAAGGUCAUCGAUACCCACUUAUUACGCUCAAUCAACCCGCAUCACUCAACACCUCAUCAUCGGCGGCAUCUCUCCGUCUGGUGUCUUUCCCAAUCUCCUUGACUAAACUCUCUUCUGUCUCCCCGUCACAUCUUUCCUUCUCUGGCCGGCUCGCGUAAACCCAAUGCCUUUUUUUUAUUGUCUCAGGACAAUCAUCUUCAUGUGCUUAUAUCUACCGGCGUCUGAUUUUUGACGAGGGGAAACCACACAAAGAUACCUUUUGAUACCACCACGCAUCAUCUUGACUCGGAUGCUUUUAUUUUAUUUUGUCCAUUGUUUCUUUUUUCUAACUUGGCAAUGGCCUGUUUUGACCAUCUUUCCACAAACAAAAACUUCCAAGUAACCCUCCCUCGUAUCCCCCUCUCAUUUUGAAUCUGCUUAUUUCUCAUACCCCCAAGAAAAAAGCAUAUUUCAUCACCUCUUUCUUCAUAAAAAGAUCGUCUUUUGUGUGAUCUAAAGCAUCCUUGACCCAACCCACUGAAUGGGGCGGGGCAUAGGCCUUUCCCUAUAUUGUUGUAGUUCUCUUCUUAUCGCGGUCGUUUUUUUUUUUCUCUUUGUAGGCCGAGUUCUAUCUAAAUACACAUAAAUAUAUAUACCUCAUACACCGUAACUUAUAAAUACC